Messenger RNA from Striga hermonthica, 2940 nucleotides. The record is from the annotation of a GenBank genome assembly. NCBI's taxonomy places the organism in Eukaryota, Viridiplantae, Streptophyta, Magnoliopsida, Lamiales, Orobanchaceae.
AUGAGGAAACACAUUAAAUCCUAUGUUAUUUUCCUUACCAUCAUCAUCCUAAUUUGCCCAACCCAAUGGGUACUAUCAGUGCAUGCACACUCCGAUUUAGACACCCUAUUAAAGCUCAAAUCCUCCCUAAUCGGGCCUUCUGGUUCGGGCCUCGACGACUGGGCCCACCCGCCGCCAUCCUCCCACUGCUCCUUCUCCGGCAUCACGUGCGAUGCCAAUGCCCGUGUGACGUCGCUGAACCUCACCGGCAUACCGCUCGCCGGCACCAUCCCGCCGGAAAUCGGCCUCCUCACCCGGCUCGUGAACCUCACGCUUGCCGACGAUAGCCUCACGGGCCCUAUCCCCGUGGAAAUGUCCCUCUUGACCUCGCUCAAACGCGUCAACCUGAGCAGCAACCUUUUCAACGGCACGAUUCUCGGCGAGAUUGUGGCCAACCUAACCGACCUCGAGAUAUUCGACGUCUACAACAACAACCUCUCCGGUUACCUUACCGUGCAGUUUGUGCGGCUAAAAAGACUGCGGGUUCUCAACCUCGGCGGGAAUUACUUCUCCGGCGAAAUCCCGGAGGCAUACUCCGACUUCCCGGCGCUGACGUGCCUUGCCCUGCAAGGAAAUAGCCUCGCCGGAAAAAUCCCGGCCAGCUUGGCCAGAAUCCCUAACCUGGAGGAGCUCUACCUGGGGUACUACAACAGCUUCUCUGGCGGGAUACCGCCGGAGUUGGGGUUCAUACCCAACCUCAAAAUUCUGGACCUCGCCAUGUGCAACCUCUCCGGCGAGAUUCCGGCGACCCUCGGGAAUUUGCACCGGCUGACCUCCCUGUUCCUUCAGUUCAACCACCUGACAGGCGAAAUCCCGCUGGAAUUCUCGCGCCUGACGAAUUUGAUGUCGCUGGACCUCUCCGACAACAGCCUUACUGGAACGAUUCCGGUAGGGUUCGCCGGAUUAAAGAACCUGACCUUGAUACAUUUGUUCCAGAACAGAUUCCACGGUCCUUUUCCUAGUUUCAUCGGCGAUUUACCCAAUCUCGAGGUUUUACAGAUUUGGAGCAACAAUUUUACGCUGGAGCUGCCGGAGAAUCUUGGCCGGAACGGACGGUUAAUCCGGCUGGACGUAGCCCAUAAUCACCUGACCGGAGUCCUUCCCAGGGAUUUAUGCAGGGGAGGGAGGCUGAAAGUCUUGAUCAUCAUGCAAAAUUUCUUUUACGGCCCCAUUCCCGAGGGGCUCGGGGAGUGCGAGUCCUUGAACCGGGUCCGUCUGGAGAGAAACUUCCUCAACGGCACCAUACCUGGCGGGUUUUUCCGGCUGCCAGUCAUGGACAUGUUCCACGUGGAUAGUAACUAUCUGACCGGAGGUCUGCCGGAAAAUAUCACCGCCAAAAACCUCGGUAGCAUGGUCCUUUCCAACAACUGGUUGUCCGGGAGAAUCCCGGCCUCGGUCGGAAAUUUGAGGAACCUCACGAUCUUGUCCCUCGACAUUAACAGAUUUUCCGGCGAGAUUCCUGGUGAGGUUUUUGGGCUCAAGAAACUAUCAAAGGUUAAUUUUAGUACGAAUAGCUUCACGGGCGGGAUCCCGGCCUCGGUUUCCCAUAAUUCACAUCUGACGUUCAUCGAUUUCAGCGGUAACAACUUAUCUGGUGGGAUCCCGAGGAGCAUUUCCAGGCUGCAGAAUCUAAAUGUCCUCAAUCUGUCCAGAAACCGGCUCGAAGGCCCGGUCCCAGAGGAGAUUGGGCUUUUGAAAAGCCUGACACUGUUAGAUCUCUCUUACAACAAUUUUUCCGGCCUGAGGCCCACGAUCGGCCUGUUAAAGGAUCUCGACGACCGUUUUUUUGCUGGGAAUCCUCUGCUCUGCUCGCCUCACAACCAGUUAUGUGCAUCAGCUUUAAGCCUCAAACCAGGAACACACAACACGCGUAAAUCAAAAAUACUGGUUAUAGUCGUUUUAGCAUUAGUUGUUCUGCUGUUACUACUUGUAACAUGGCUCGUGUCCCGAAAAAUGAGGAUUGAGAAUUCAAGAAAAUGGAAACUCACGGCUUUCCAAAAGGUCGACUUCAACGCCCAAGAUGUAAUAAACUGCCUCCAAGACGAGAAUGUGGUCGGCAAGGGUGGGUCCGGUGUCGUCUACCGUGGGAGCAUGCCGAACGGGAUGGACAUUGCCAUAAAAUGGUUAAUCACGCACGAAAACAGCAGAAACGACCGCGGAUUCUCGUCAGAAAUCGAGACGCUCUGGAGGAUCAAGCAUAGGAACAUUGUGAGAUUAUUAGGAUAUGUCUCAAAUCACGAGACGAAGUUAUUACUGUACGAGUACAUGUCCCGAGGGAGUUUGGGGCAGAUGCUCAGGGCUCCGAACGGCCCCCACUUGGACUGGGAGUCGAGGCGUAAAAUCGCGAUGGAUGCGGCUAAAGGGUUGUGCUAUUUGCACCACGACUGCUCACCCUCGAUUAUUCAUAGGGAUGUGAAGUCGAACAACAUCUUAGUGGAUGGGGAGGGUGAGGCCCAUGUUGCAGAUUUCGGGCUGGCCAAGUUUUGGCACGAUGCUGGUGUCUCGUCCGAGUGCAUGUCCUCGGUUGCCGGGUCGUACGGCUACAUUGCGCCCGAAUAUGCGUACACUCUGAGGGUGGAUCAAAAGAGCGAUGUCUACUCCUUUGGUGUUGUACUGCUUGAGCUGAUCACGGGCCGGAAGCCCGUAGGGGAAUUUGGGGAUGGUGUGGAUAUCGUAAGGUGGGUUCGAAAAAUGACGUUCGGGCCUGGGAGCCCAAUCGGCAAUAUAUCCAUGAUUGUGGAUCCCAGACUCGGAGAGUACCCGACAUCGGCUUUGUUAGACUUGUUUAGGAUUGCGAUGAUGUGCGUGGGGGAAGAGAGCUCAGCCCGGCCCACAAUGCGCGAAGUCGUUCACAUGCUCACUAGUCCUCAAGAUUCUAGUCUUAACAUUGUUACUGAUUGA